Ananas comosus (pineapple) is the source of this 2971-nucleotide messenger RNA. RefSeq names its product transport inhibitor response 1-like protein. Bases 429 to 2258 code for a protein of 609 amino acids. Gene Ontology annotation, biological process: SCF-dependent proteasomal ubiquitin-dependent protein catabolic process. The transcript has 3 exons. The record is from RefSeq and is a predicted model, not a curated record. Lineage: Eukaryota; Viridiplantae; Streptophyta; Magnoliopsida; Poales; Bromeliaceae. Gene Ontology annotation, cellular component: SCF ubiquitin ligase complex.
UUUGUGGGUGCGCUUUGGAAAGCGCCCGGUGUGGUGGAGAAUCCCAAUGCUCAGAGAGAGGGAGAGAGAGAGAGAGAGAGAGAGAGAGAGAAGGAGAAGGGGGGAGGCAGUGCGGAGUCUGAGCGAGAGAGAGAGAGAGAGAGCGAGAGAGAGAGAGAGAGAGAGAGAUGAGUAGUCGAUGAGCCAAUAAAUAUACAAAUCGCACCGUAACGUCGCCCUUUUACUCCUCUCUACGCCAAUUCGUCCGCCCAAAUCUCGUCAUUAUUUUAUCCUUAUUUUUAUUUUUAUUUUUAUUUUUUAAGUUUGCGCCCACAUGACCACUACUUCCCCCAUCUGAUCCCCUUGCCCUAAAUCUUGAAUCUGCUACUCCUUUUUCUUCGUCGUCGUCGUCGUCGUCGUCGUUGUGGCGCUGUAGAUCUGUCUCCUCCAUGAGAGAGGAGGCCUCGGAGAUGUCGGAGGACGAGGAAGCGGGCGGGGCGAAGGAGCGGUGGGCGCCCGAUCUCGGCGGAGGGGGAGAGGGAGGGGGAUCGGCGGUGCCGUUCUCGGACAGGGUGCUGGAGAUAGUGCUGGAGAACGUGCUGCAGUUCCUGACGUCGCGGCGCGACCGCAACGCGGCGUCGCUGGUGUGCCGGUCCUGGUACCGCGCGGAGGCGCAGACGCGGCGCGACCUCUUCAUCGGGAACUGCUACGCGGUGGCGCCGCGGCGCGCCACGGAGCGAUUCCGCGGCGUGCGGUCGAUCGUGCUCAAGGGCAAGCCCCGGUUCGCGGACUUCAGCUUGGUGCCCUACGGGUGGGGCGCGCACUUCUCCUCCUGGCUCUUCGCCAUGGCCCCCGUCUACCCCUGGCUCGAGAGGAUCUGCCUCAAGCGGAUGACCAUCGCCGACGACGACCUCUCCCGAAUCGCCCACUCCUUCCCCCUUUUCAAAGACCUCACUUUGAUCUGCUGCGACGGCUUCAGCACCGUCGGCCUCGCCAUCAUCGCCGACAAGUGCAGGCAUCUCCGAGUGUUAGAUCUGAUAGAGGACUACUUGGAGGACGAGGACGACGACGAGGUCGUUGAUUGGAUCUCCAGGUUUCCGGAAACCACCACUAGUUUGGAAUCGCUUGUGUUCGACUGCGUGGCGGGCGCCUUCAAUUUCGAAGCCCUAGAGGCCCUCGUCGCGCGCUCCCCGGGGCUCCGGCGGCUGCGGGUGAACCACCACGUCACGCUGGAGCAGCUCCGCCGCCUGAUGGCGCGGGCGCCGCAGCUCACGCACCUCGGCACCGGGGCCUUCCGAUCUGGCAGCGUUGGAGCUGAGGCGGAGUUAGACCUCACAUCAUCCUUCGCCGCAUCCAAGUCGCUCGUUUGCUUGUCAGGGUUCAGGGAGGUCGAGCCCGAAUACCUCCCUGCAAUUUACCUGGUCUGUGCCAACCUCACCUCCCUCAACUUCAGCUUCGCCAACCUCACCGCUGAGGAGCUCAAGCCUGUCAUCCAGCACUGCCGCAAUCUCCGCACUUUCUGGGUUCUUGAUACAGUGGGUGAUGAAGGCCUCCUAGCCGUAUCGCAGGCGUGCAGGGACCUCCGGGAACUCAGAGUGUUCCCCUUAGACGCCACAGAGGACUCUGAGGGUUCCGUGUCGGAUAUUGGCCUUCAGGCCAUCUCAGAAGGCUGUAGGAAGCUCCAAUCCAUCUUGUACUUUUGCCAGCAAAUGACCAAUGCAGCAGUUAUAGCCAUGUCCAAGAACUGCCCCGAUCUUGUGGUCUUCCGCCUCUGCAUCAUGGGCCGCCACCGCCCUGACCGGAUCACCGGGGAGCCCAUGGACGAGGGUUUUGGCGCUAUCGUCAUGAAUUGCAAGAAGCUGACUAGACUUUCAGUAUCUGGUUUGCUCACGGAUAAAGCACUUGCGUACAUCGGGAAGUAUGGGAAGUUGGUGAGAACUCUAUCUGUUGCUUUUGCUGGGAAUAGUGAUUUGGGGCUAAGGUAUGUGCUAGAAGGUUGCUCUGGAUUGCAGAAGCUCGAGAUCAGGGAUAGUCCCUUCAGCGAUUCGGCAUUGCUCUGUGGGGUUCACCACUAUUACAACAUGCGGUUCUUGUGGAUGAAUUCAUGCAAGCUGUCCAUGAGGGGCUGCAAGGAUGUGGCUGAGAGGUUGCCUAAUUUGAUAGUUGAAGUGAUAACUGAUGGUACUACAAAUGAUGCUGAGGAAGUUGAGAGGUUGUAUAUGUAUCGGUCUCUAGAGGGUCCAAGGAAUGAUGCACCACCUUUUGUGAAAAUCUUGUAGUUGUUUGCCUUUCCAUUAAUUUGCUUAAGGGAGAAGCCAACAUGGCGAUAGUUUGAAUUGGAGGGAGACUGGUUCUCGUAGGGAGAUAAAAAUCUUGUAGUACCUUUUCGAGGCCCUACAAGGAGUUCUCACGCUUCACACCGAGUAGACAAAAGAACUCCAACUAUUCUUUUUGCUCGAUUGUUACAUUCUCUUGUGGUUGGGUGGUUGUAACGACAUUUCAUUUGCAGCAGAAGUUCAAUCGGAUCUAGAUAUUAUUUAUUCUCAACUUUCUUCUGGUUGCUUGAGUAUAAAUUUUAAUGAAGGGGGAAAUGCUGAUGCAUUGCCUUGGCCGAUAGUACAGCUUAGUUUCACAUUAAGAGCAGGGUUGAAGGAUCACUGUACGGGCGACGCUAAGAGGGCUUUAAGAUGGUUACCAUAAGUUUAUUGUGGUCAUCCUUCCAUCAAGCUAUCCACAAAGCAAAUAUCGGCAGCUUAGUUCGGGUGCUUUAUUGUUCCAGUAUUUGUGUCUGAAUCAAAUGAGGUGAAACUUGCAACUAUGAGCUUUUUUCCUUGUUAUGUAGGAGUUCCAAAGGUCAUCUUACAAGUUGUCUUCUACUAUUUUUUCUGUCUUCAUUUUGUCUAUGCUGUUCUUGAACAACAAUGAAGUGCUGUAGGAAUUUGAAGCUCAUCAUUUUCCCUAUUUUAUUAAUUACAUACUACUGUUCCAUUUA